AUGUCUUCGCCUUCAGCGUGUGCCGUGCCGAACCGAUGUGCACUUCGUACACCCCCGCCUGUUGCCAAACGUCGUUCACGAGUCUAUCCUCGACCGGAGGACACAUCGCUGAAACCACAUAUCGAGCAUUGCGAACCAUCGUCUCGCAGUCAGACACGUCCGCAACUACCCAUCCUCCCAACUCUGGCGACGCCCGUGACCGCACGAGAUGAUGAACCCUCGUCAUCACGCGGCCCUUCCUUCAGCUCCGCGCUAAUUGCCUUCUCCGGUGCGAUGUGCCUGGCCGUGGGAGCGGCAGCCUUGGCCCUGGCGAGUAGCGCGCCAAUGUCGAGCGCUCUUCUGACGUCCACGGUGUGCGGGGCGGUUGGCAGCCUUUUCACGUUGGCAGCAUUAGUCCACAACCACGGAGGGGAGUGUUUUGUGCUGCUAAGCCUGUUAUGUUCGGUCAUCGGCACGGUUUGCGUUGUCGCGGCUACGCAGAAGAACAUGGCCACGAUGUUCGUUUUCGUCGGAGACGAAACCAAGUUGUGA
Molecule: messenger RNA, 531 nt
Organism: Peniophora sp. CBMAI 1063
Lineage: Eukaryota; Fungi; Basidiomycota; Agaricomycetes; Russulales; Peniophoraceae
Source: the annotation of a GenBank genome assembly